GAGGAGGCGGCAAAAAAGGUGGUGGAAGUGGCGGCGGCGGAGGUCCAGUAGGCCCAAAUCUUAUUAAGUGCGGCAAGGAAAAUAUCGAUGCGAACAAGUUUGUGUGCUGCGAUGGCGUUUCACACGUGAAAUCGUAUGGAGAUGAUACAUCCUGUUGUGGUGAGUAUGACUAUAACCCACAAAUCGAAACUUGUUGUAACGGUCUUCUCAACCCAGGUUUUGGAUUUAAGAACCGAGACGGUGUUUGCUGUGGAAUGUUUAGUUAUGACAAGCGAUGUUAUGAAUGUGUCAAGGAUAUGAUCAUGCCUAAGUUUAAUUACAAACAUCAGAUUUGCUGUGGUGGUGUAAUAAAUGAAUUAAAUGCAAACGAUACAUGUUGCUGUGGCGAAGAAACCAUAGACCCAAAGUUUGAAAUUUGUUGCGAUGGAGUACCUGAAAAAAGAGACAAAAAAGUCGCAGUUGACUGCUGUAACUGUGGGCUUACGAAAGUUGACAUAGUUGUCGUUUUGGACGCUUCCGAGAGUAUACAACUUCCAAACUGGCCAAAGAUGCUUACUUUUACAACCGAAAUUCUUGGUGAGGCUGAAAUUGAUGAAGACAAUGUUCGUGUUGGUCUUUUGACUUAUCGACACAAUGCUUCUGUAGAGUUUAACUUGAACGAGUACCACAAAAAAGAUGCUAUGUUCGGCGCCAUCAAAAGUGUUCCAUACGUAAGGGGAAGUACGAAUACAGGCUUUGCUAUUGAAACAGCAAGAGAGAAAAUGUUCAUUCCUUCAAAAGGGGAUAGACCUAACGUAGACGACGUGUUAAUUAUCGUUACAGACGGGGAUUCCGACGACUACGAUUACACAAUAGAACAGGCAAAGCUUGCUAGGGACUCUGGAAUUCAUAUCUUUGCUAUAGGUAUUGCACUGAAGAAUCUUACGGAGUUAAAGAAUAUUGCUAGCCCUCCUGCUGAGCAAAAUGUUCUCUCUAUAAACGACUUUGAUAAUUUGAAGACAUUGAAAGGGAAAAUAUUUGCAUCCAUUUGCACAGGAACACCAGUCCCGAAUCCAUUCGAAAAAUGUGGAAAGAAGGAGUAUUUCAAUCCGAAAGAAGAUUUAUGUUGCGAUGGAAAUCCAGUACCAAUUAUAACUGGUGAAAACACUAAAUGUUGCGGCCAAAACGGCUUUAAUGAAAAGACUCAAAUUUGUUGUAACGGUGUUGUCAAUGAUUUGCGAGGACCGAAUACAGUGUGUUGUGGAAAAACCGCCAUGGAUCCGAAGGCUGAGUUAUGCUGUGGACAAAGUCCUGUGAAAAGACCUUCGUUAGCAUAUGACGAAUGUUGCGGAACGCAUGCUUAUAAUCCAAACACAGAGGUUUGCUGCGCAGGCACCGUCUCCAAGGCCUUUGGUGACCCAUCAAAAGACACCGAUUGCUGUGGUCCUUUCUCAUAUGACACGCGUUGCUUCAUGUGCGCUCCGAGAAAUAAGAUUAAGCCGUUGUUUGACACGAACUGUCAACUGUGUUGUGAUGGAUCAAUACAAAAUCUGACCAGUGACGAUAACUGUUGUUGUGGAAAGAAAAUCUUUUCUCCUGCGGGAGGAGAUAUAUGUUGUGAUAACAAGUUGAGGGCAAGGAAAGGAGAAGAGAAAAAACAUAGUUGUUGUGAAUGUGGCAGCGCACUUGUGGAUUUGGCAUUGGUCAUAGAUUCAUCAGAGAGUGUGGGAGCAGCUAACUGGGAACUUCUGAUCGACUUUGUACAAUCUGUAAUUAGAAAUUCUGAUGUUGAUGACGGAAGUACCCGUAUAGCAUUGGAAGUAUAUAGGCACAACGUGAGUAUGGAGUUCAAGUUCAGUAAUUACGGAAUGAGCUCCAGUAUGAUAGAACAUGUGAAGAAAAUAAAAUACGUGCGAGGAAGUACAAAUACGGGCUUAGCUUUAGAAGAAAUGAGAGAGAAAAUAUUUGUUCCCAAAGCUGGAGACAGACCCAAUGUUCCUGAUAUAGCUGUUGUCAUUCUUGAUGGAUCGUCAGAUGAUCCGCGAGAAACUAAAAGGCAGGCAGCACUUGCUAAAGAAGCUGGAAUCCAUAUCUACGCUAUUGCUGUUGGCUUGAACAUUGACGAUGAAUUGAAAAGUAUUGCCUCAGAACCUUGGGAACAGAACGUAUUCACUACCAAUAAUUUCGAAGAACUGAAGAGCUUGAACAAACAACUGCUUGAAAUUGUGAGCGACGUCUGUCCGCAGCAACCAACACCAAACAAGUGCAAAGAACCAUGUGGAAAGAAAAUGUACGAUCCCAAAACAGAGUUAUGUUGCGAUGGGGAGCCCCAACUUUUCCAUGGUGGAUCUGCCGAAAAUACAAAAUGUUGUGGAACAGAGGCUUAUAGCGUACAAGAUGAGAUGUGUUGUAACGGAAACGUUAACGUCAAACCUGGGAACAGAAAAAAAGCCGAGGCAGAAUGCUGUGGAGAUGCAGCCUAUAACCCACGUGAUUCCAUGUGUUGUAGGGGUAAAGAUGUUAUCCCGAUAUCUGGAAAGGGAGCGUCAGACUGUUGCGGAAUGUCAACAUUUAAUCCAAUCAAAGAACUAUGUUGUGAAGAUGUUAUCUAUGAAAACUUUGGGCCUGACGGUAAAAGUGGGGCAUGCUGUAAGCUGGCCGAUUCUAAUAAAACAGUGAGCUAUGACACCAGAUGUUAUCAAUGCAAAAAGGGUGAACUUCAACCUCUGUACGACUGUGCGUUUGAGCGUUGUUGUGAUGGAGUUAUUCAGAAGAUCGAAUAUCAGAACUCGUGUUGUUGUGGUAAAAAGGCAUUUAACCUUGAUGAAUUUACUUGCUGUGAUGGAAAACUCAGUAAGCGUAAAAAAGAUGACGAUCCAGGAUGUUGUGAAUGUGCCAGCAGCAUCGCAGAUAUUGUUAUCGUUUUGGACUCAUCAGAAAGUGUUGGUCUAGAAAACUGGAGGAGAAUGGAAAUGUUUGUCGAAGAUUUAAUCUCUGCAUCAACUGUACCGGAUACACGAUUUGGUCUGUUGACAUAUAAACAUAAUACGUCAAUAGAAUUCCACAUGAACAGAUAUUUUGACGUACCUUCUCUCUUGGAAGCGGUUGACAAUUUACCAUACGUAAGAGGAAGUACAAAUACUGGUUUAGCUCUACAGGUGGCCAGGGAGCAGAUGUUGAUACCAAUGAAUGGGGACCGGCCUAGUGCACCAGACUUUAUUUUGUUAAUAACAGACGGACAGUCUGAUGAACCUCUGUACACAAAAGAACAAGCUGACCUCGUCAAGGAACAAGGUAUCCAGAUUAUUGCUCUUGGUGUUGGUCUAAAGGAUGUUAAGGAACUGAGAGCUGUUGCGAGUCCACCCGCUGACGUUAAUGCCAUCUCAUUGAAAAACUUUGACGAACUUGAGGUCGUGAAACAGAGAAUAUUCAACGAUCUUGCAAAGAGUGUUUGCCCACAGAGACCGAAAGAACGUUGUGGCCUGCCAUGCGGAGACACUGUGUAUGACCCUCUUACUCAAGUGUGUUGUAAUGAACGUCCCCAGCCUAUACAGGGUGGAUCAGCAGAGAAUACAAAAUGUUGUGACCAGCAGAGUUAUAAUGUAAAAACAGAAAUGUGUUGUGGCAAGACGACAGUGUAUAACAUAAAAACCGAAAUGUGUUGUAACAAAAAGGUCAAUGAGAAACCACCUGGCAAGAAUCCAGAAUGUUGUGAUGAUGAAGCAUACAAUCCGGAUGAAGCCAUCUGUUGCUAUGGUAACUCUGUCAUCGAAAAGUCAAGCAAGGAUGCUACUGAAUGCUGUGGAAUGGCCACAUAUGAUCCUGUUAAGGAAUUGUGUUGUGAUGACGCUAUUUACAUGAAUUACGGUGAUGAAGGGGAAAGUGGAGCAUGCUGCACAAUGAGGAAAACAAACGUCACCGUUAGCUAUGAUAUACGCUGUUAUGAGUGUGUAAAUGGAGAACUCGUGCCAUUAUAUGAUUGUGCCUAUCAGCGUUGUUGUGAUGGCGUCAUCCAAGAAAUUUAUGGCGAUACAUCUUGCUGCUGUGGAAAGAUAGCGUUUGAUCCUACUACCCAGAUUUGCUGCAAUAAGAAAAUCAGGAACAGAAAGCCUGAAGAUGAUAAGAGAUGUUGUGAAUGUGCAGGCAAAAUUGUCGAUAUUGUGAUUGUAUUGGAUUCGUCAGAAAGUGUUGGGGAAGACAACUGGAGACGUAUGGAAACUUUUGUUGAAUCACUUAUUGGAAGCUCAAAAUUUCCGGACGUGAGGUUUGGAUUGUUAACAUACAGACACAACGCGUCAAUAGAAUUCAAUUUGAAUAAGUUCUUUGACAAAACAUCCCUUUUAGACGCAGUUGACAAACUCCCCUACAUUCGAGGAAGCACAAACACAGGUUUAGCCCUUCAGGUGAUGAGACAGAAGAUGUUCACAACACAAGCUGGUGACAGACCAACAGCUCCUAACUUCGCUUUGGUCAUUACUGAUGGCCAGUCUGAUAAUCCUGCUGAUACAAAGAAACAAGCAGAUCUCGUCAAAAAUCAAGGUAUCCAUGUACUUGCUCUCGGUAUUGGUUUGAAAGACGCCAAGGAGCUGAACGAAGUUGCGAGUCCACCAUCAGAAGAAAACGCUAUAGCAUUGAAAAACUUUGAUGAGCUCAAAGUUGUUAAAAAUAGAAUAUUCAAUGAUCUCUCCAAAGGCGCAUGUCCCCAACAACCAGAGAAGAGAUGUGGAACUCCUUGUGGUAAUACUACAAUUGACGAGCGUUAUUAUAUUUGCUGCGAGGGCGUGCCACACAAAAGAAUGGCGGGCAGUAAUACACAGUGCUGCGGUACUGAAGCCUAUGAUCCCAACUGUUUCAUCUGCUGUGAAGAAAAUAACCUUGUAUCAAAAUAUGCCGGCAACUUUACAGAAUGCUGUUGUAAAUGGGCAUACGACAGUCGAACACAUUUAUGUUGCGGUAACCACAUUUUACCACUAGUGGCGGGAAAAUUUACGUUAUGUUGUCAUAAUGAGACGUACGACACAAGAACACAGGUUUGCUGUGACAAUAUAAUGGUGCAGCCAAGUUUUGGAGAGAGUACUAAAUGUUGUAAUGGGAAAAGCUAUGAUUCGGACUGUGAUGACUGUGCUAAAAAUAAUAUAACCCCUCGUUACGAUGUAAACGAAGAAUUAUGCUGUGGAGGCAAAAUUCAGAAGAAGCAGUUCGAAGAAAGGUCGUGUUGUUGCGGAACAAAACAGUUUGAUGUUGACAAAGGGAUAUGCUGCGAAGAGAAAUACUUUGAUCGCCCGAAAGGCGACGAGGUAACAUGUUGUGGUUCAAAUAUACAUAAUCCAAAGAAAGAAAUUUGCUGUAACGACGAAGUCAAUCCUAGACUCAGCGGGUUUGAGACGAAAUGUUGUGGAAAUACAUCAUACAACCCAAGCAAAAGUCAUUGCUGUGAUGACAAACUAAACAAAAAGAAGUCUAAAGGGGACACAUGCUGUUGCGGUAGCACGGUAUUUGAUUUUUCCAAGAUGAUAUGUUGCGAUGGUCAAGUAAGUAAAUUAUCAAAGCCUGGAAAUCGUAGCUCCUCUGUUUGUUGCGGAAAGAGAUCGUUUGAUCCCACUAAACAAAUUUGUUGCAAAAAUACGGUAAACAAACUUGGCGUAAAAGGAGCGAGCACUGCUUGUUGCGAAAAGAAAGCGUAUAAUCCAGCGAAACAGGUUUGUGAAAAUGGAAAAGUUACAUCCAUCAAGAAAGAAUGCAAUAACAGAUUUUAUAACCCCGAGACACAGAUGUGUUGUAACGGAUAUAUCAACAACGGUACAAUCAAGGACCCAUGGGCUCGGUGUUGCUUUGGUGAUGCAUAUGAUGCCAGAGAGAAGGUAUGCUGUUGUAAUGGUAACCUGGAAGAAGCUAUUGCUGGAAUUUACACUCAGUGCUGCUACAGCAUGGCGUAUGAUUCAAGAACGCAUACCUGUUGCGAUGGACAGAUUGUACGAAAGCCUUACCCAUCUGCAGAAUGUUGUUGCGAGAGACAAGCCUACGACAGUAACAGAGAAAUUUGUUGUGGAGGGAAAGUUAACGCAUGCGGCAGCGACAGAACAAAAUGUUGCGACACUGAGGCAUAUGAUCCUGUACUGGAAAUUUGUUGUGACGGGAAACUGCACGAUAGGAAGUAUGGAGCGGACACAUAUUGCUGUGGAGAAGAUGUAUAUACGCCAACAUUGGCAGCAUGUUGUGGUAAUAGGAUCGCAUAUAGAAGAAAAAUAAAUCUAGAAUGGUAAAAGCCGUGAACUUCAAAGGCGAAAUUUAAUCAACAUUCAUUUUAUCAAACUUGAUUUCUCGUACAUAUCAUUGCUUGUUUUAUUUUAGUAAAGCAUUUGUUGAUUAUUUAUCCCAUUGUGUUGUUUAAACACAUCGUGUAUCUGUGUAUGUGAGUUUGUCAUUUUGAUUAAUAAAAAAGUAUUAUAUUGCUUGUAUGAUACAUUGAUAGAUAUAAACAUGAAUAUUCAUUUCACGUUCGGUAUAUAGAAACAUUCUAAAGGGUGUAAGGAACGUUCAUUUGUCGUUGGAAAGUAAACCGGCAUGCAGAAAUGUACAGUGUUUUGUCACAAUAAAUGCUUCUAGAUUAACAUAUGGCUGAUACUGUACAGACAUAUGACUGAUACGUUACAUACAUAUAGCUGAAACGAUGCAGACAUAUGGCUGAAACGAUGCAGACGUAUGGCUGAUACGGUGCAGAAAUGUGGGCGAUACGGUGAAGACAUAUGGCUGAAACGGUACAUAAAGGAUUGAUGUUUAGGUACAGAUAUAUGUCUGAAACGAUAGGACAUAUGGCUGAUACGGUAAAGAUAUCAGUCAGAUACGUUGAAGAUAAGUGGCUGAUACCUUAAAGACAUAUGGCUGAUACGAUACAGAUCUAUGGUUGAAAUGUUACAGGUUUUGUAAUAUUCAGAUAAUUUUUUUGGAGAAAGUACAAUUUCAAAAUUUGAUACACUUAAUCAUUUACAGGUCAACAUUUGACUAACCUUUUUAGUAAGAUGUUUAACAAAUGUAUGUUAAAUAGAAAAUGUAACACCAAACCAAUAAAAUAAACAUACUCUCUUACACUUGUUACAGUAUGCAUUUUGUACGUAAAACUAAAAGCAAAAUCAUGUUUAAAUGCUUAUUUCAGUAUCGAUUACUUUUGGAAUUUACGUUUGUAUUGUCGCUUGACACCAUAUAUACUGUUCUGAUGAUAUAUAUUGUAUAUUUAACUGUCAUAUUUUGUUUUCACGCUGUAGUCUUUCAUAAAUUGCUUAUUCUAUAGUAUAUCAAUAUAACUUUGAGCGGCACAGUAGCCGUUGCUCAAAACGUGGGGAACAUAUAUAUUUGGAAUGUGUUGGUUUCAUAAAACUUUUUCGUGCAUCAUAGAUCUAUCAACAAUUAUGUUACAAAUUCACGUAUCAUUGUUUCAUUAUAGGUUGUCCAUUAUCCUGUAUCAUUAAUAAUUAUUUUUCAUUGAAUCAUAAAACAUCAUCUGUUUAAUGUUUAUUGUUAUGUAUUCUCUAAUUAUAAAGCAAACUAUGGAGAGCUAUUCAAAAAAAAUUUACAUAAGACAUAUCAACGGAAUUUGUGUUAAUUUUAAGACUUUUUUGCACUUACAUUCGGAUUUCUAGCAUUUGAUUCUCAAUAUUGCUAUCAGAUUUGUAUAAAUUAGCACUUUAGCUUAAGCUAAAUUAUUUGUAAAUUAACAACUACCUCAGAUGUAGAUUUAACCCGAUUUGUAUAGACUAGAUCUAGUUCAUAAUUUUUUCAUGUCUGAGCAAAGUAAUUAUGCUUAUUGUGAUUUGACAUCCUCAGUCUACAUAGCAAAGUUUUAACUAAGAAACUAAGAGAUCUUGAUAGAUAGAGGUAAAUCAGUUUGACUCUUUGGCAUAUAUUUAUGUGUAAAAUAUUGCGGGGGAGGGUGGUUAGACCAUAUUCUAAAAUACCUAACUUAAUUGACAUAUCAUAAAAGUAAAUUUAUUGCAUAUAUGAGGACAGGAGACUUGCAAAAACAAUAUAACCUUUACUACUUGAGUUUAUACCAAUUUAUUUUAGCUCAGUUGUGAUGAAAGAUUGAAGUUUAUUUAAGUUACUCCUAAUCCCGCUUCAGUAACCCCAAUGUUUGUGCCAUUCGAGAAGGUGCUGCCGUGACCCAAAUGGGAAAUAUUCCAUGACCUCCGGGUUGAUAUAUUGGCCUUUGAUUAUCGCAUCUAUUUGUUCAAUUAGUGUAUAGCCAUUAGAAAACAAAAAAUACAUCAAAUGAGUUAUUACAAUGCAUGUAUGUUACAUUAUAAAUAAAAUGGUAAACUGUAA
Messenger RNA from Mercenaria mercenaria, 8298 nucleotides. RefSeq lists its product as uncharacterized. The record is from RefSeq and is a predicted model, not a curated record. NCBI's taxonomy places the organism in Eukaryota, Metazoa, Mollusca, Bivalvia, Venerida, Veneridae. The transcript is spliced from 39 exons. The coding region runs from base 255 to 6242 and encodes 1995 amino acids.